Messenger RNA from Lucilia sericata (common green bottle fly), 648 nucleotides. RefSeq lists its product as uncharacterized. The transcript is spliced from 4 exons. The record is from RefSeq and is a predicted model, not a curated record. The coding region runs from base 1 to 648 and encodes 215 amino acids. Lineage: Eukaryota; Metazoa; Arthropoda; Insecta; Diptera; Calliphoridae.
AUGGUGACUCCCUCACGUGGACCUCGUAUAACCGGUGGACAACAGCGUUAUCAAAUUGGUGAUUAUGUGCGUGUCAACUGUUCCUCCUAUCCCUCCAAACCGGUGUGUCAUUUAAGUUGGAGCAUAAAUGGUGAACCGGCCAAUAGAUCUUAUUUAAAGUUUUACGAUAAUGUUGUCUAUGGCAGGGAGGGUCUAGAGGUGGCGAUAUUGGGUUUAGAUUUUAGAGUAAGAAGUAAUCAUUUUAGAAAUGGUGAUAUGAAAUUAAAGUGUGUGGCCAAAAUAUCCUCGCUAUAUUUUCAAAGUCGAGAAGAAAGUGUAGAAUCUGAUCGUCCACAAAAAGCACCCGUUUUAGAAUCACGAGAAACAGUAGCAGCCAAAUCAAGAGCACAUGGUACAUCCAAUUACGGAAGUAUACAUCAUUAUAAUGGUAUUUCUGCUAGUUAUCUACUAACCUUAAUAGGCUGUCUAUGCCUUUCAACACUUGCAACAGCUGCAACAUCUACAAACAUAAAAACAUCAGCAUCGAAAACAAAAUUACGCCAAAAUACAGCUGCAAUAUCCAAUACUAAUAGCAUUAGCAACAGCGUUAGUAAUAUCAGUAGUUUUAGUCUUUUUAAGUUACUAAUACAUCAUUUAGUAUUUAGAUAA